Molecule: messenger RNA, 1017 nt
Organism: Penicilliopsis zonata CBS 506.65
Lineage: Eukaryota; Fungi; Ascomycota; Eurotiomycetes; Eurotiales; Aspergillaceae
Exons: 7
Coding region: 1-1017 (338 amino acids)
Source: RefSeq, a predicted model, not a curated record
AUGAGGGAAUCAUUUGUUUGGUUUGGAGUGACAAGCUUUGUCGUCUUGUGGCGGUGUGUCUCCCGUGUCAUCCUGCUGGGGGGAUUGCGGCACCUGUUACUUGAAGACUAUCUGAUGGCUCUGACUUUUGCCAUCUAUAUCAAUUUCAUCGUCUGGGUUGAUAUCCAGACCAAGUAUCCCAAGACGAACGUACUCCCGCCGACAGGGACAAAGGGGAUGACGGCGCAUGAGAUCCACGACCGCGCCUGGGGCAGCGUUGCUACCUUUGUCAUCGAGCAGUCGAUGAUUAUGAUUCAGUGGGGGUGUAAGGCCUGCAUGAUGAUCGUCUAUUAUCGACUGACGUGCGGACUGAAGGAUCAGAUCUUCGUCAAGAUCCUCAUGGGCUAUACUGCACUUGGAUUCGUCGUUGUUCAGAUCUGUUGGUAUGGCGUCUGGUGUCGUCCGUUCACCAACUACUUUGCCGUCAAGGGAGAUAACUCCAAACAGUGCGAGACAGCCAACAACCACCUGAUCAUGUCGUAUGUGUUCAACGUGUCGUCGGACCUAGCCAUGCUCCUGAUCCCAAUUCCUCUAUUUCUGCGCCUGCAAUUACUCUGGACCAAGAAACUCGCAUUAUGCGUUGUCUUCAGCCUGGGAAUUUUCGUGGUCGUCGCCGCAACUCUGAGUCGAUACUACUGCUUCUCCCACCCCACAAGCAUCCUCUGGGUAUACUGGUAUGUCCGUGAGGCCAGCACCGCGCUGAUAGUCACCAACAUCCCGAACUGUUAUACGCUUAUCCGCAAGAUUCUGAGCCUGGACGGAUUCACCAUCUUUGGCACGUACGUCUCUUUCCACCACGGGACGAGACAUACAGCGACCAUGCCUGCAAUCGUGACCUUGAGCGUGAGUCCUACGGGGCCUUACCGGCGACAACAGGAACAUGAAGACAGCUGGAGGAGCGAGGGUGGGAAACGCGUCACUGUUGACGAGCACGGAUUGGAGAUCUGGCAGCAUACACAGGUGACGGUAGAGGUUUGA